Messenger RNA from Podospora bellae-mahoneyi, 928 nucleotides. RefSeq lists its product as uncharacterized. Gene Ontology annotation, molecular function: structural constituent of ribosome. The record is from RefSeq and is a predicted model, not a curated record. The transcript is spliced from 2 exons. The coding region runs from base 160 to 894 and encodes 244 amino acids. Gene Ontology annotation, biological process: translation. Gene Ontology annotation, cellular component: ribosome; mitochondrial large ribosomal subunit. Lineage: Eukaryota; Fungi; Ascomycota; Sordariomycetes; Sordariales; Podosporaceae.
CCACAGCAGUCUAGUUGUGACCAAUCACAGCCCGCAAUUCAGGCUCAGGUUCAACCAUCUUGAACGUCUCUUCCCCAAACAGCCAGCCGUGAAGGUUGGUAGAGUUGUCAACUAACCCCCUCUCCGAGAUCCCGCGGGAGAUCACCACACUCACCCAAGAUGAACGUCACCCCUCUGGCUAGACGGCCUCUAAGCUGUCUCAAGACCAGCCUCCUCCGCCAGGCGAGACAACAAAAGAUGUUUUCCCGCUCCUUGGCGACAGAGGUUCAAGCUGCUGCUGCUGCUGCUGCUACAUCAAAAACACCAUCACAAGGCCCCGACCAGAACUUUUACCGACUAGUCGACAAAAAAACCAAGUCCGUCCGCUCCGCCUUCGCCCUCUACCCCCCACCCCUCGCCGCCGCCGGCAAGCCCCUCUCCCCCCCCUCCACUACCAACCCCGUUGCUGCCCUCCACGACCUUCAAAUCAAAAAGCUCGACCCCACCGGCGCCCGCACCGCCCUCUUCGCCCGCACCCGCGAGGCCGCCAAAGUAGGCGACAUCCUCCUCGUCACCCACCGCCGCGGCGGCGAGCCCUUCGCCGGUGUCUGUCUCUCGAUCCGCAGGGCAGGUAUUGACACUGCGGUGCUGCUGCGGAACCACAUCGGCAAGGUGGGAGUAGAGAUGUGGUUCAAGAUUUACAACAGGAACGUUGCCGGGAUUGAGAUUGUGAAGAGGAGGUUGAAGAGGGCGAGGAGGGCGAGGUUGACAUAUAUGAGGAAGCCGAAGCAUGAUAUGGGAAGUGUGGCUGAGUUUGUGUCUGCUUGGAGGAAGAGCAGGAGGGUGUUCCAGACUAAGGGGGCCAAGGGGAAGGCUGCGGGGCAGGGUGGGCAGGGUGGGAAGAAGAAGAAAUGAGGGUGAGGAUAGAAGAGGUGAAGGGGAGGGGGCA